This is a messenger RNA of Sebastes umbrosus (honeycomb rockfish), 1382 nucleotides long. It is a transcript of the gene and3, whose product is annotated as actinodin3. The transcript is spliced from 5 exons. The record is from RefSeq and is a predicted model, not a curated record. Lineage: Eukaryota; Metazoa; Chordata; Actinopteri; Perciformes; Sebastidae. Bases 161 to 1105 code for a protein of 314 amino acids.
GCUCAGUGUGCUAAUGAGCUCUUCCACGUCUCAACAGAACAUACAUGAGGGGUGGAGUUAGACCUACUCGCAGCUCAGUGGCCAAUGGAGAGGCUCCAGUAUUAACAGCAGUAUUUAUGAACAGCUAUGUUGUGCAGCAGAUUAGACCUGGACAGGGGAGAUGCAACAACAGAUAUCAAGGAUGAUUUCCCAGGUGUCCCUGUUGAGGGCGCUAUGCUAUGUGCUGCUAAUGCCAGGUUUGUUAGAAGCAAUGUCUCUGAUGAACAUAAAGAAUCCUGGAGGGAAUCAGGUUAACAUUGAUCCUGCUCGGGCACAUGAUUUCUUGACUAAUUCUCGACCUAAGAGGAACAUUGACCAAAAGUGGUACCGAGGCGCUCCCGAUUUCCAGUCCUACUACCGCUACUACAACAGUAUUGGACACGUUGAAGGAAUCUACGAGAUCGACAGGAUCAGGAUGUUGUAUCAGCAGAUGCGUCACUUGGAGUUGACCUAUGGCCCAGAUGCCUCCCAUUACCAAAGUGUGAUGGGUGUGUUGACUAGCACCGCAGCACCAACUACUACCACUCAGCCCCCUCCACCGCCAACCACCGCCGCUCCUACACCAGACCCUCUGGAGAACGCUCAGAGGGUCUAUCUGUGUAACCCCAAAGACCCACUGUGCAAACCUCAGAUCGUCUACCUGCCAACAGGGGCUGUUGCAGUACUGUGUGACCCACGAGUCAACCCUGCCUGCAGGCCCAAAACAGAGGAGGAGAUAAAAGCUGCUGCUCCUCCCCAACCACCCCCAGCUCCUCCUGCUCCCAAAAAGUCUGUCCCACCUCCACCUCCCCCUCCUCCUGCUGUCUCUGCUAAAGCUAUGGAGUACGACUGUGAUCCGUACUGGGACCCCGACUGCCUCGUCGAUCACCCUCCCCGCCCCGACCAGGAAACAUCCGCACCAGAGGCACCCGCUGAAGAGAAAGUGGAGAAAGAGGAAGUAGCAAAAGCUGAGGAAAUUGUCCCUGAAGCACCAGCUGACGAGCAAACUCCUUACUUUGACCCUUAUGAUUUCAAACGUGACCUUUAUGACCCCUUUCGUUAUGCCAAUGCAGCUCCUGAACCAUAGUAAAAACAAAGCGCUUAAGAAAUGAUAGCCAUCUAUGCAGGGUAAGACUACAAAAUGAAAUCACAAGACCAAACCAAGGCAAGACUGUGAGCAAAUCCACAUUAAAAACAACGCAAAUCAUCAGAUGUUGUACAGGACAGACUUGGAAACAAUGCUUUUUUUUCUUGCUCAUAGUUUUUCCACAUGACAAACCACAUUAUGAUUUGUAUGGGUGUUCAUAAGAAAUGCACAAAUACUUUUGUGUGGAAUACAAACAAUAAAAAAUAAUGAAAAUGAA